GGGCGGAUGGGCAGAGCCCGGCGGGUUCGUGCUCUGGCGGAGGUUGGUUGUCCGCUGCAGGCUGCGCGACCGCCGCCCCCCGUCCGCAGGAGACCGCCGCGGACAAGCAGUUCAUGAUGUCAAUCAAAAAGGAAGGUGCCCACAGGAAAUGGGCUGCCCUGAAGGAGAAACUCGGGCCCCAGGAUACUGACCAGUCAGAGGCCAACCUGGAAAAUGCAGAGCCAGAGCUGUGCAUCCGUCUCCUGCAAAUGCCAUCAGUGGUGAACUACUCUGGGCUGAAGAAGCGUCUGGAGAGCAGUGACGAUGCUUGGAUGGUCCAGUUCCUGGAGCUGUGUGGACUGGACCUCCUCCUGGAGGCUUUGGACAGGCUGUCUGGCAGAGGGGUGGCCAGGAUUUCUGACGCCUUGCUACAGCUCACCUGCAUUAACUGUGUUAGAGCAGUCAUGAAUUCCCACAGAGGCAUUGAAUACAUUGUGAGCAAUGAGGGCUAUGUCAGAAAACUCUUCCAAGCACUUGACACAACUAAUGUCAUGGUGAAAAAACAAGUAUUUGAACUCCUGGCUGCACUGUGCAUUUACUCAUCAGAUGGCCAUGGUUUGGCUUUGGAUGCCCUGGACCAUUACAAGAACGUGAAGAACCAGCAGUAUCGAUUCAGUGUCAUAAUGAAUGAGCUGUCGAACACAGAUAAUGUGCCAUACAUGGUGACACUGCUGAGUGCUAUCAAUGCCAUCAUACUUGGGAAAGAAGACCUAAGAACAAGAACACAGAUCCGAAAUGAGUUCAUAGGUCUUCAGUUGUUGGAUAUUUUAGACAAGCUAAGAGACAUAGAGGAGGAGGAUCUGCUUAUCCAGUGUGAUACAUUUGAAGAGUUCAAGAUUGAAGAUGAUGAGGAAUUAUUAAAGAUAUGUGAUGGGAUAAACAUGAAUGAUCACCAUGAGGUCUUUUCAUCUCUCUUCAAUAAGGUGAGCCGCUCCCCAGUCUCCAUCCAGCUGCUGUCCAUCCUGCAGAGCUUGCUCCACUUGGAACCAUCUCAUCACUCCAGCCUCCUGCUGUGGGAGUCCUUGGAUGCGGUAGUGAACAGAGCCCUUUUGCUCGCCAAUGACAUCCAAGGAAACACAGUUGAAGAAGUAAUCGAGAGGCUGUUAUCUGUCAAGAAGCAUCCAAACGAGCAAAAACGAGCUGAAAAACAUCUUUCUGGGAAUGCAAAUGGAGGCAUCCAGACUGAACUAGAACCAUGCACGAGUGCAGUUCAGAGCCUGGUGGGAUCACCAAACCCCUGCAAGACAACAGAAGCUCCCUCAGGGCCAAAAGCCUGUGAAGAGAAGACCACAUCCUCGCAGCUCUCAGCCUGCUUCACCUCACCACAAACUUCUAACCCUCCACCCAACGCUGUUCCUGCCCCUCCACCCCCACCGCCUCCACCCCCACCACCUCCACCCCUGCCCUCUAGCCCAGCAGCCUCCAUGAAUUCACCACCAGCCCCACCACUCCCUGGCAUCCCUCCUCCUCCACCUCCAUUACCUGGUAUGGCAGUCAUCCCUCCUCCACCUCCAUUGCCUGGCAUGGGGGGCAUCCCUCCUCCACCUCCAUUGCCUGGCAUAGGGGGUAUCCCACCUCCACCCCCAUUGCCUGGCAUGGGGGGAAUCCCACCUCCACCUCCAUUGCCUGGCUUGGGGGGAAUCCCACCUCCACCUCCAUUGCCUGGCUUGGGGGGAAUCCCUCCUCCACCCCCACUGCCUGGCAUGGGGGGCAUUCCACCUCCACCCCCACUGCCUGGCAUGGGGGGCAUUCCACCACCACCCCCACUACCUGGCAUGGGGGGCAUCCCACCCCCUCCACCACCAUUGCCUGGCAUGGCAGGAGAUCACAUAGAAGCUGUUGUAGCCUCCCAGAUCAGCUGCCCUCUCAGCUCCAUCAGGCCUCCAUACAAGGCAGUGAAGACACCAACAUUGAGAAUGAAGAAGCUAAACUGGCAGAAGCUGCCCUCCAACGUUGUGAGAGAAAGUCAUUCAAUGUGGGCUUCAGUGAGCAGCAGCAGCGAGGAAACCAUAGAGCCUAAUUACACAAGCAUAGAGCAGCUGUUUUGCUUUCCACAACCAACCCCUAAGGAGAAAACAGCCGCACCAGUGAAGGCAGAGCCAAAGGAGAUCACAUUUUUGGACUCCAAGAAAAGUCUCAAUUUGAACAUAUUUUUGAAGCAAUUUAAAUGCUCCAAUGAAGAGGUGGCUGCCAUGGUCCAGAAUGGAGAUCGGACCAAGUUUGACGUUGAGGUUCUAAAGCAGCUGCUGAAGCUGCUGCCUGAAAAACAUGAGAUAGAAAACCUGAAGGCCUUCAAAGAAGAUAAGUCGAAGCUAGCAAACGCAGAUCAGUUUUAUCUUCUCCUCCUUCAGAUUCCCAGCUAUCAGCUACGGAUUGAAUGUAUGCUGAUCUGUGAAGAGACUACUGUUGUUCUGGACAUGAUUCAGCCAAAAGCUGAAGCCAUCCGGAAAGCCUGCGAAGAUCUUCUGACCAGUCACCGUCUGCCGCUCUUUUGUAAACUGAUUCUCAAAGUUGGAAACUUUCUGAACUACGGAAGUCACACAGGCGAUGCUGAUGGGUUUAAAAUCAGCACUUUACUCAAACUAACAGAAACCAAAGCAAACCAAACCCGCAUUACGCUGCUCCACCAUAUCCUGGAGGAAGUAGAAAACAGCCACACAGACCUACUGGAACUGCCGGAGGACCUUGAAUAUGUUUCAAAAGCAGCAGGAAUUAAUCUUGAUAUUAUACGCUCAGAGUCCAGUGCCAAUUUUAAAAAGCUGCUGGAGCUCCAGCGAAAGGUCUCAUCAGCAAAUGACGACGUGAAACAGCAGUAUGAGAAACCUAUCCAGGAUAGCAUUGAUGCCUCUAGAAAACUGGAAGAAGAUUUUGAAACCAUUGACAGGAAGAGAGAAGAACUUGCAAACUAUCUCUGUGAGGACCCAAGCAAGUUGUCCUUAGAGGAUGUAUUUAGCACCAUGAAGACUUUCAGAGAUCUCUUCAUCCGAGCCCUAAAGGAAAACAAAGACAGAAAGGAACAAGCUGCAAAAGCAGAGAAGAGGAAGAAACAGCUGGAAGAAGAAGAGGGGAAGAGACAGAAGGGAGAAAAUGGAAAAGUCAUUAAGAAGGGGUUGGUGAAGCAGGAGGAUGUUUGCGUCAUUGAUGCACUGCUGGCUGACAUAAGGAAAGGGUUCACACUGAGAAAGACGAAGAACAGACACGAGUCAGAUGCAGUUCCUAAAACCUUGCCUGCGGAGAUCCCAGAGGAGAGCCGGUCUGGAAAGAGCAUUAAGGAUCCGCAAGCAGGAGGACAGCAGAUGGAUGAUAAAGCCAAGCAAAACAACGGUCAUCCUUCAGAAAGCACUCUGUCCUUGGCCGCUGCCCUACCAGAGAUGGGUAGAGAUGUUGGAGAUGUCUCAGCUCCAAACCAGGCAUUACCUGAAAAUAAUGCUGAAGGAAAUUUGCCGCCAGGGUCUAGGACAGAAGGCCCUUUGGUAAACUUAGUGGAAGCUGAUGGAGAUGGGCAGGGUGCUGGGAUGGCAAGCCUCCAGCCAGGCCUGGGUAGCGGUGCCAUUUCCUUCUCUGCUACUAACAUAGGUGCCAAUAUAACAUUUGUCAGCAGCAGCUCUGGUGCUGCUCUAAAAGAGCAGCUCAAUGGGUCCAUCUCUGAAGAGCAGGACAACAAAUGCAGCUUGGAGAGCUGCAGGCCAGCUCAGGACAUCCAGCUGAGCCAGAAUGGAGGCAAUCCCAGCACUCCAUCCAUUCCCUGUGAUGGUGCACAUCAGGCUGAGUUGAAAGAGAUGGCAAAGGAAAACGAAGACCCUGGUACAGACUCACUGUUGGACACUUCCCAAGAGAAAUCCUUUUCAGAGGAGCCAGCCACCGACUCUUCUUGUUCGGCAACACUGCCUCCAGGGGAAACACACACUGACAGGGAAAAGCAGAGGACAUCUGGGAAACGGAGAAAGAAGAAGAGGCACAGCAAAAGCUACUCAGAGGUUGAGACUGAUUCUGGAGAUUAUAAAACAAAAAAAGGUUGUGUGGUACAAUGAGGCAUUACAGCAAGGCAGAAGAAAUAACGGAGGCCCGGAGACAUGCUAACUCAUCCCCAGAGCACUGCCAGCCUCUCGGAAGCCAGGCUCUGCAUCACCAGAAGGCCUCCUGCCCUGACUGGACAUCACACUCCUCCUGAUGCAGCCUUCCACCCUUUGCCCAAAGGCCCAAUGAGCCACCAUGGAGGCUUCAGCACCCUCAGCCCGUGCCUUAUGUGACCUGCGUUGUGCCCCAAGGGUGUCUGUGUGGUCAUGGUCCAGAUUGAUGCAGCAGCAGGGAAGGCACAGGCCUCUAAGCCUCCAUCCUAAUGCCCAACGUCCCUUCCUGCUCUUAGGCCAAACUUCUCUUAACACAAUGGCAAAACAUGGCCCAGCAUUCAACCCUCGGGAAAUUUUAAAAAUAGCAGUGCCUCAAAUAAAUUGAGGGUAUGAAUCCAGCAGUGGCUGUACCCUCGCAGGGGGAAGUGUUAUCCCUCAUUUUAUCACCCGCACUCAGUUCAUAUUUGGCCAGGACCAAGACCUAAAAUGUAUUUGUGUUCUCUAUCAUUGAAAGCAAGCAAAAUCAAUUACAAGAACAACAACAAAAGUAUGCAUUUUGGUCAACAUAUGGCUGUGUAAACAGCAUCUGGCUCCCAGGUAACGCUUAUGUGCAAUUAAGUUGAAGCAUGGCUGUGGUCCUGCAGUAAUCUCACACGCACAGCUACAUACAUAAAAUUUGGUGAAGUAGGGCCCCAGUUCCUGCAAAAGAAAAAAGUUUUCCAGGGUACUGUGUUAAACACAUUUUCAGCUCAUCCUUUAGUAAGUCUCCGGGUUUAAAUCCCAUUCUCAGCUGCUUGCACUCUUUAGUCUUUGCAUUCAAGCUGCAGAACGUGUAUUUUCACAUUACUUUUGCUUUGAAACUGGGAACGUGCAGUAUUGUGUUUUUAAAGAUUCAGAGCUUUAUUUCUCAAGUUUUGUAAUAAUGUUGUACCAUAGUUUUGUACAUAGCUGUCAAUUUAAAAUGAUCUAUGCUUGUUGAAUCUGUGGUGUGAUACUGUGCUGAAACAGGAAUCAAGCAGAAGAGAUUAUUAUAUUUAAGAACUACGCCUUUAUAUGGUAACCUGCUCUGUCUAGACUAAUGUUCAGGAUAAACCUUAUUUUGCUUUGCUCAAUAGGAAUAAUAACAUCCUCACAAUGUUGAAGACUUUGCUGGACUGAGGUAAAGGUUAUGCCAAGAAUUAAAUCAAUGGUUUAUUUUAACCAAAGCAUUGUUACUGAGAAUUGUUAACAAAAGCAAAGAUGUGUUUGGAGUAGGUGCAUGGACAGACUCAGCUCAGGAAGCCUUGCAGAGCAGCACAACUGUGUUGCAGCUGAAUUCACGUUCCUGGCUGGCAGAAGCAAGCUGCAAAACCAAAUAACCCACCCCAGGUUUGACGUGCGAGACCACUGUGUCACAUUGAAAAUGUUUUCUCCUUUUUUCUCCUCUAUUCCAGUCUCUGAGUGUAUCACCCAAGAAUCAGUUCUUCUUGCAGUCAUUAAUCAAGUUUCUCUGUUCUCAGAUUAGACUCCAGCCUACAAAAGUCCAAUUAGAAAACAUUUUCCCAGCAGCUUUGCCUCCUCUGUGUUGCCAGCAGGAGCCUGCAGCCCAGAUUCACAGUGAGCAGCCAGCCUCCUCCAGCCCACCCUGCUGAUUUAUCGAUAGGAAUGAAAUUGCUGUCAGUAUUUGGGAACAAGCAAGGCUUUUUGGUGUUACCUGCCGAGGGCCUUCAAAGAGAGGGCAUUUGGCAUUAUAUUCCCAAUGCCUUCAAGAGUUUAUGGAGAAACUGGUAUUUUGAGCCACUGCUGGUUCUUUGUUCUGCAGCCAUUUUUGAAAACUAUAAUAAAUUGUCUGUUAAAAUCAAAUCCCAAUCAACAGAUCAAAGCACAGUAUUUAUAAUGUAUUACUCCAAAGCAGCUCUGCUUCCAUUACUGCGAUUAUUUAGCAAGAACAGGGGGAUGGAGUCAGCAACUCAAAGAAAGAUGCUCAACUGGGAUGUGCAGUUUUGCUCUAUUUGUCACUUUAGAAGUUCAUUUUUCAGUGUUUGUAAGACCAAAUCAGUUGUUGGUAAAAACAAUGAAAUUUGCAGCUAUUUUAACAGGUAUGCAUUCAUUUAAGCCAACAGUGAGUUUAAACCUCAGAAGAGAAUUCCUGUGGUUAUAUUACAGCAAAUGCACAUGGAGUCGAUUAUGUAAACCAGCCUGUGAACACCACAAGUUCCUAGCCGUCAAAUAACUGCAUAUUCCUCAAAUAAGCAUUGUCUAUAUGAUAAAAAUGAAGUUGUGGAUGAAAUCUGCAUAAGUUUUUUCCAAGUACUUCGCAUCAAAAUGUGGAUAUGUUUUAAAGGCUGGAAUUGGAAUUUCAGGGCUUUUUUGUUUUGUUUUAAUUUCAUUACUGAAAAUAUUUCAAAAUUUAAAAUAAAA
Phasianus colchicus (ring-necked pheasant) is the source of this 6509-nucleotide messenger RNA. The record is from RefSeq and is a predicted model, not a curated record. Lineage: Eukaryota; Metazoa; Chordata; Aves; Galliformes; Phasianidae.